Molecule: messenger RNA, 823 nt
Organism: Drosophila albomicans
Lineage: Eukaryota; Metazoa; Arthropoda; Insecta; Diptera; Drosophilidae
Exons: 4
Coding region: 112-741 (209 amino acids)
Source: RefSeq, a predicted model, not a curated record
CAGUACGAACGAAUGUGUGUCUCUCUCUCUCUCUCUCGGUGUGUGUGUGUGCGGCAGGACAACAGCAGAAGCAGCACACGAAGAUGCCAAUGCCAAUGAGGACACAGCAGGAUGCGAGAUGGACGCAAAAGCGAAGGAAAGGGGCAAAGGGAAAGAGAAGACGAAGCAGCUGGAUAUGAAGUUGGAAAUCGUCCUCUGAUGGCCCAGUUGGGGCUGCUGCUGCUGCUGUUGCUGCUGUGGCACUCUGUGUGGACGUCUGUGGGCGUCACAGUUGCCGCAUGCCUUUGCCACGUUUUCCACAUUUCUUCGGCUUCUUCACCGUUAAUGGUUUUAUCUUUUCCUUAUUGUUGCCGCUGCCACAAAACGUUGCACCCACCCAUAGAUCGAUCGAGUGGCAAGCGUCCGAGUCCGAGUCGGAGUCCGAGAGUCAGAGCCAAAGCCUCGAGUUUCCGUUUUCGCACAGCGAAUUCGAACAGCGACCGCAGAGCAGACGACAGUCGGACGCUGAACAAAUACUCAACUCUCUUGUCCGAGGGAGGGACGGAGAGAGGAGCAGGUGCAGCCACAAUAGACAAUGACAAACGAAUAGCCGCAGUCGCAAGUCCAACUCGAAACUCAAACUCAAACUCACAACUCGCAACUCGUUCAUUCCUGCAUUCGGCGCCCAGUUUCAGUUCGACUGCUGGCAACGACUUUAAAAUACCCUACCCUUUGGUAUUCUUAGGUAUACCUUAUAGUUAAGGAGAAAGAUGUGUGUAAUGUUUAUUAAAAAGUUAAUCGCUUACUUUUGGUUUACGGCUUUUAAAAUUCUGCAAAUUUACUU